GGAGGAGUUUCACUGUGUCUUUACUGUAGCUGGUUAACACCGCUGUUUAAGCAAGCACAUUAUCACUUAGAAAACACGACGUUUGUAAGUUCCCCUCCCGGACCGGAAUCAAAAUACAGAUGAUUACAGAGCAGCCCGGUUAAGUGGUGUACAGGUGCUUAGCAGACAGCCAUGGAUACCACCACCUCCCUAAAGAUGACCUCUCUGGCUGUCCAGAGUCUGUUCAGCUUCGUAGAGGAGGAGAAUCUGGCUGCCAUCAAAGCACAUUUGGACAAGUUCAAGGAUGUGGACAGCAGGAGCGAUAACGGACAGACUCCCCUGAUGGUGGCAGCAGAGCAGGGCAAUCUGGAGAUCCUACAAGAGCUCAUUAGGAGAGGAGCCAACGUUAACUUGGAUGAUGUUGACUGCUGGACAGCGUUGAUCUCGGCAGCUAAGGAGGGACACAUUGAGGUAGUGAGGGAACUGCUGGAGAACAAUGCCAACCUGGAACACAGAGACAUGGGAGGCUGGACUGCUCUCAUGUGGGCAGCCUAUAAAGGUCGCACAGAUGUGGCCCAGCUGCUGUUAGAAAAAGGAGCUAACCCUAACAUCACUGGACAGUACAGCGUCUACCCCAUUAUCUGGGCGGCGGGUCGAGGCCACGCAGAGAUUGUCCAUCUCCUGCUGCAGCACGGAGCCAAGGUCAACUGCUCAGACAAGUAUGGCACCACUCCUUUGAUUUGGGCGGCCAGGAAGGGCCACUAUGAGAGUGUGAUGCACCUCCUGGCCAAUGGAGCUGAUGUGGACCAGGAAGGAGCAAAUUCAAUGACGGCUCUGAUUGUGGCGGUGAAAGGUGGCUACACUGAGGUUGUCAAGGAGCUGCUGAAGAGAAACCCAAAUGUUAACAUGACAGACAAGGAUGGCAGCACAGCCCUCGCCAUUGCUGCCAAGGAGGGACACACAGAGAUUGUGCAGGACUUGCUCGACGCCGGCACCUAUGUCAAUAUUCCAGACAGGAGUGGGGAGACGAUGCUGAUUGGAGCAGUGAGAGGAGGGCAUGUGGAGAUAGUCCGAGCUCUGCUGAACAAAUACGCUGAUAUUGACGUCAGGGGCCAGGAUGGAAAGACUGCCCUCUACUGGGCAGUGGAGAAAGGCAACGCCACCAUGGUGAGAGACAUCCUGCAGUGUAAUCCUGACACCGAGAGCUGCACCAAGGAGGGAGAGACUCCACUUAUCAAAGCCACAAAAAUGAGAAACAUAGAGAUAGUGGAACUGUUGCUGGAUAAAGGAGCCAAGGUGUCUGCAAUGGACAAGAAAGGAGACACGCCCCUCCACAUUGCCAUCCGAGGGCGAAGUCGGAAGUUGGCCGAGCUGCUCCUGAGGAACCCUAAAGAUGGCCGCCUGUUGUACCGUCCCAACAAAGCUGGAGAGACACCGUACAACAUAGAUUGCACCCACCAGAAAAGCAUCUUGACACAGAUAUUUGGAGCCAAGCACUUGUCCCCCUCUGAGUCAGAUGGAGACAUGUUGGGUUAUGACCUAUAUAGCAGCGCUUUAGCAGACAUCCUCAGUGAGCCCACCAUGCAGCCGCCAAUCUGUGUUGGCCUGUACGCUCAGUGGGGUAGCGGCAAGUCUUUCCUUCUUAAAAAACUGGAGGAUGAGAUGAAGACAUUUGCGGGCCAGCAGAUAGAGCCGUUGUUCCAGUUCUCCUGGCUGGUGGUCUUCCUCACCCUGCUACUCUGCGGCUCAGUGGCCGUUGUUCUGGGCUUUACUGUCGAUCCCAAGUUGGCAAUCGCCGUCUCCCUCAGCCUCCUCGCACUGCUCUACAUCUUUUUUGUGUUGGUGUACUUUGGAAGCCGACGUGAGAGGGAAAGCUGGAACUGGGCAUGGGUCGUCAGCACCCGUCUGGCUCGCCAGGUCGGUUACCUGGAGCUGCUGCUCAAACUGAUGUUUGUCAAUCCUCUUGAACUUCCUGAACAGACCACUCGUGCCCUGCCUGUCAGGUUCUUGUUCACGGAUUAUAAUCGUCUGUCCAGUGUUGGAGGAGAGACCUCCAUGGCUGAAAUGAUUGCCAUGCUGUCAGAUGCCUGCGAGAGGGAAUUUGGCUUCCUGGCUACCAGACUCUUUAGGGUUUUCAAGAACGACGAGGUCCAAGGUCAAAAAUGGAAGAAAACUUGUUGCGUUCCCUCGUUUGUGCUGUUUGCAUUGACACUAGGCUGCCUAAUCACUGGUGUGGCACUGUUGGCUAUCUUUAAGGUGGACCCAGCGAAUCUGACAGUAAAUGCUGUGUUGAUAGCUAUGGCUAGUGUGGUGGGCCUGGCCCUACUGCUCAACUGUAGGACCUGGUGGCAGGUGGCUGACUCCGUCUUCAAGUCCCAGAGGAAACGCCUGCACAGUGCUGCCAACAACUUGCACCAGCUCAAGAGUGAAGGAUUUAUGAAGGUUCUGAAGCACGAAGUGGAGCUUAUGUCAAAAAUGGCCAAAACUAUUGAUGGCUUUACCCAGAACCAGACGCGCAUGGCCGUCAUUAUUGAUGGGCUGGAUGCUUGUGAACAAGACAAAGUGCUGCAGAUGCUAGACACGGUCAGGGUCCUCUUCUCCAAAGGCCCUUUUAUCUCCAUCUUUGCCAGCGACCCUCAUAUAAUCAUCAAAGCUAUCAACCAAAACCUUAACAGUGUACUGAGAGAUUCCAAUAUCAAUGGACACGACUACAUGCGAAACAUUGUCCACCUGCCCGUAUUUCUUAACAGCAGAGGACUAAGUACGGCCAAAAAACUUUGCAUGGAAACCCCCACCAAUGGAGAGGCAGUCCCUGCUGAUGGAUGGCAUGAAGACAUGGACAGGAGGGUAUCUCAGGGCAGCCUGGCCCAAGACCAGGUCAAGUUGGGCGGCAAGAGCACCCUUAGUCGCAGGGACACAUACCGACGUCGCCAGAUGCAGAGGACCAUCACCAGACAGAUGUCCUUCGACCUGACCAAGCUGCUGGUGACUGAGGACUGGUUCUGUGACAUCAGCCCACAGACCAUGAGGAGGUUGCUCAACAUUGUUUCUAUCACAGGUCGCCUGUUGCGAGCCAAUCAGAUCAUCUUCAACUGGGAUCGACUGGCAUCGUGGAUCAAUCUGACAGAGGAGUGGCCUUACAGGACAUCAUGGAUCAUCCUCUUUUUGGAAGAGGCUGAUGGAGUGUCUGACCAGGUCACUCUCAAGACAAUCUAUGAAAGAAUCUCCAAGAACAUCCCCACCACUAAAGACGUGGAGCCUCUGCUGGAGAUCGAUGGAGACAUCCGUAGCUUCGAGGUGUUCCUCUCCUCCCGGACACCUGUUCUUACUGCCAGAGAUGUGGAGAUGUUUCUGCCCUGCACCGUCAACCUGGACCCCAAACUCAGGGAGAUCAUAGCAGAUGUUCGUGCGGCCAGGGAGCAGAUGCACAUAGGAGGAGUGACCUAUCCCACACUGCCCCUGCAAGAGGCAGUGCCCCGUCCCCAGUCAGGUUAUGGCCACCACUCAGCUGCCUGCUCCCCAACAGGCUCCUUCGCCGGAUCCCUACCUCCUCAACCCCACAGUGCCUACUUCAGUGGAAUGACUGGCCCUCAGCACCCCUUCUACAACCGGCCUUAUUUCCCCCAUCACGUGUAUCACCUGCCACGGCAUUACUCCCACCAUUUCCCCUCAUCCUCGCGCCCCUCCAUUAAACCACCCGGUCUACCCCAGGACACCAAUGGACUUCAUUUAAAGUCGAUGCCUUACAAAUUAAAGCAGAUGUGUCCUGCAGUCCUGCUCAGCUCGCUGAACACGGAUGCAGUGUGUGAGCGUCUCAGACAGAUUGAUGGAAUCGACCCCAACAUGCUGUCUCAGUACACUUCCACUAUCAAGAAGGCUAAUAUAAAUGGCCGGGUGCUUACUCACUGCAACCUGGAUGAGCUGAAGAAAGAGAUGGAGAUGAACUUUGGCGACUGGCAGCUCUUCAGGGGAAUGGUGAUGGAACAACGGCAUGCUGAAAGCCAGGCAGUGCUGCAGGAUGAAUCCCGAGCUGCUAGCGAGCAGGGCAGCAGUGUGCACCACGGGGAGGCCACCAGACGCUCAGGAGGAGCCCAGCAUGAAGCAGCGACCUUCAGCCUCAACCUCAGCUUCGAGGAGCUCAGUGGAGUGGGGCUGGAGGAGCCACCGAGACGCAACAACAACAACUCGCACUGGCCGGUGGCAAAUCACCGCACUUCAAGCAUGUCCAGCCUAAACUCCCAGGAAUCCUCUAAUGACAUCUGCAAGCUGACAGACAAGCAGCAGGCUGAGUAUCGUGAUGCCUACAGGGAGUACAUCGCUCAGAUGGCCCAGCUGGAGAUGUCCGGCAGUGGGGGAGAGAGGCCCGUACAGCCCCACCCUGGACAGUUCCUUCAGGCUGCCAGCUCAGAGGACAAAGGGGUCAAGGAAGGAGCUGACCAAGACAGCCGCAAGUCCUUCACCAAGAGAGGCUCCAAGAGUAGCGAUGCCACAGAUUUUGCCUCAGGGACCGAUGCUCAGCCUCUAGAUCCGAUCAGUGAAGAGGAUGAGAAGCUAGACCACAGCUCAUCCUCCAGGACCUCAGGCUGCAGAAAGAAGGCAGCAGGAUCAUACUAUCACAAGCUGCCCAACGAUGAAGACUCAGGCCCAGAAGAAGCUGACAACACCACACCUCUCCUCCACAAAGAGGCAAGAGCUGAUGCUCUGUCUUCCCAAGGAGGCUCCCAGCCCACUGGGCUUUUGACCAAGCCUGGCUUCCUCAAUGAAAUCCUCUUGGAUAAGAAGGACUCGUCCGAUUCAGGGAUGCGCUCCAGUGACAGUUCCUCAGACCGCUCCCUCGAGGAGGCCGAAGGAGACACCGACAGAGAGAGAGAAGCCACGAAGCACAGUCUGAUUGAACUGGAGCUGGAGGGGUUGGUGAAGAAGAGAGGCCUCCUCCCCAGCAGCCUGAGCGGCCUCGGGGACCCCACUGUGGCCCGCAUGUCCAUCUGCUCCGAGGCUCCGUCCGAAGCCAGCCUAAUGGCCAGCAGCCCAGAUGAGGGAUGGCCGUCCAGCGGGGUCAGCAACCUCAACCGCACCGUCAGUAACACCACCCUUAAUAACAACACCAGCAGCCCUACCGACACCAACACUAACACCAACAACAGCCAUCAGCACCAGGCUAACAUCACAGGCACAGAGUCCACCACCUCCUCCUCCUCCUCCUCCAGCAUCGUCUCGCCAGCUGUCAUCAUCACCCCUGGUAGCAGUACUGCCAACACCACGGCUGCCACCAUCCACCACAACCAGAACCUGCGCACCAUCAGUCUGGGAGACGAGCGGGAGAGUGUCCUCUGAGAAGCCAUAUGUGUUCAUUAUUCUAAGAAGGGUCAUGUAGGCUGUUGUUGUUGGUGACACAGUUGUACUGCUGAUGUUGUGACGUGUUCCAAAGAAUUAGAGUAGCUAUCAGUGUUCUGAAAAUGUUGAAAGUGUUGGUGUAAUUUAAGGGUAGUGCGUCUAAAAGAUUCAAAUAUUUGUUAGGUAAGAAAAACAAUCACCUCUAUAUAAAGGACGUGAUAUAGUUACAUUUUGAAAGUUAGUGUUACCAAAAACAUUUCAGUCGGGUCAAAUCAUAGUUGAUUUCUCUCAUGUUACAAAAAUUUUGUCGUCUCAUAUUUGGAUAGUAAGUGUAAUUUAUCUCCCAUAUGAAAGUGGUGCCGUUGUGUGAAGUCUGUGUGUUUAGUGAAGGAAUCCUUACAUAACGUGUUUGAGAAAAGGUAGUCACGACUGGAGGAUCUUAGCAAUGUUACCGAAGUGUUGUGUCUCCAAAGCGUAUCGUGCAGUGCUGUUUGUAGUUGAAACAUUUCAAAUAGAUGAAAUCUACGUAGACAGUGGUGCAGUGCCGUGUUGGUAGUUUCUGUGAUAAAGAAGCGCAUGAACUAGAUUCCAAAGGGGUGUUUGUCUUUUCCAAAGUACCUGGUGAAAGUGCAAAUCAAUAAAUAUUUUUGCUGUGUGGACCCUUAAAA
Molecule: messenger RNA, 5981 nt
Organism: Acanthochromis polyacanthus (spiny chromis)
Lineage: Eukaryota; Metazoa; Chordata; Actinopteri; Pomacentridae
Gene: kidins220a
Product: kinase D-interacting substrate 220a
Exons: 32
Coding region: 172-5313 (1713 amino acids)
Molecular function (GO): protein binding
Source: RefSeq, a predicted model, not a curated record